GCCCCAGUGCUCACUGAGGCUGAGGAAUCGCGUCCCCGUUUCGCUCCAGAGCAUCCCGUCUUACAGAGACAGGGCUGGGAAUGGCUGGGAUGGAGCCAGCUCAGGUGCCGGUGACCUUCGAGGAGGUGGCUGUGUAUUUCACCCAGGGGCAGGGGGCUCUGCUGGGCCCCGCUCAGAGAGCCCUCUACAGGGACGUCAUGCGGGAGAACUAUGAGAUGGUGACCUCGCUGGGAUUCCCUGUUCCAAAGCCUGACCUGGUCGCCCGGCUGGAACGAGGGGAAGAGCCGUGGGUUUCGGAUUGCCUGGCUAGUGAGGAAGGAGGCACCCGCAGAGCAGGUGAUAGGACAGUGAAUGACAACAAGGAUCCUGGGGAAAUGGAACCUCUGGAGGCGUUUUUGGGCAGAGCUGAAGGGAAUGUUCCCCAGGACUUGGAACAGGGAAUUGCCUGGGGAGAUGGACACAGAUCAGAGGUUCAGCUGGGAACCUAUCCCAGAAAGAAAAUGGGUGAAUCCAUUCCAUGUGGUGGAGCAUCCCAAGGAAAUGAUCCCAAGGAAAUGACCGUCCAGCAGACAAGUCACAAUGACAAAAAAUCCUACAAAUGCCUUGACUGUGGGAAAAGCUUUCGUCAUAGCUCAAGGUUUAUUAUACAUCAAAGAAUCCACACAGGAGAAAGGCCCUAUAAAUGCCCCGAGUGUGGGAAAAGUUUCAAUCACAGUUCAAACUUUUUUCAACACAGGAGAACACACACAGAAGAAAGACCCUAUAAAUGCCGUGAGUGUGGGAAAGGUUUCAGAUUGAAGUCCACUCAUAUUAAACAUCAGAAAAUCCACAUAGAAGAGAAACCCAAUAAAUGCCUGGAGUGUGGGAAAAGUUUCAUCCAGAAGUCACAUCUUAUUAUACAUCAGAGAGUGCACACCGGAGAGAGACCCUUUAAAUGCCAUGUGUGUGGGAAAAGUUAUAUUGACAACUCCAAGCUUACAAGACAUCAGCAAACCCAUGCAGUUGAGAGACCUUUUAAGUGCCUUGAGUGUGGGAAAGCUUACAAUUGGAAAUCAAGCCUGACUGUACAUCAAAAAAUCCACACAGGAGAGAAACUCAAUACAUGCUUGGACUGUGGGAAAUCUUUCAGCCAGAGUGCAUACCUUACUUAUCACAGGAGAACGCAUUCAGAAGAAAGACCCUAUAAAUGCUUUGAGUGCGGGAAAGGUUUCAAUUGGAAAUCUACCCUUAAUUCACAUCAGAAAACCCACACCAAAGAGAAACCCCAUACAUGCUUGGAAUGUGGGGAAUCUUUCAGUCGGAGCUCACACUUUCUUGAUCACAUGAGACUGCACCCAGGAGAAAGACCCUACAAAUGCCCUGAGUGUGGGAAAGGUUUCAAUUGGAAAUCAGCCCUUAAAUCGCAUCAGACAACCCACACUGGAGAGAAACCCUAUACAUGCUUGGACUGCGGGAAAGCUUUCAGUCGGAGCUCACACCUGACUUAUCACAGGAGAACACACUCAGGAGAAAGACCUUAUAAAUGCCUUGAGUGUGGGAAAAGUUUCAGUGUGAAAUCAACCCUUCAUGCACACCAGAAAACCCACACUGGAGAGAAACCCCAUAAAUGCUUGAACUGUGGGAAAACAUUCAGUCAGCGCUCGUACCUUAAUAGACAUGAGAAAAUCCACCUGAGAGAGAGGUCUUAUGAAUGCCUUGACUCUAGUCACCUGUCCUCACCCCUGUCUUCCUCCAGGCCCCAGACUGUGCUCCCCGCUCACCUCGGGCUGUUCCCUGCAGGAGAAGUGUCCCUGGGGGCUGGUAACGCCUCCCCUCCCUGGAUCCCCCAGGGUUCUGGGCUCUGGGGAUCAAACAGGAAGGGAUCAGGCCAGUGGGUUCUGGAGAGAAAAGUGGGGAUUGAAUGGUGGGGGCUAAGGGAGCUGGGCAGCAGGGGGAGCUGGGUGCUGGGGCCAGGCGUGCCCCGUGGGGAGGACACGAGGGGGCACGUGCCCCCUGAAUGCCAUGGGCAGGAGGAGCAGGGUGCAGAACUUCCAGGUGGAUCAGAACACUAGCAGGAGGCCUGACAUCCAGAGCAGAGUUCGAGCUCCCCAAGCAUACCGGCAUUGGUGGGGGGAGCAGAGGGACGAGGGCCCACCUGCCA
Messenger RNA from Pelodiscus sinensis (Chinese soft-shelled turtle), 2140 nucleotides. Lineage: Eukaryota; Metazoa; Chordata; Testudines; Trionychidae. The record is from RefSeq and is a predicted model, not a curated record.